This is a messenger RNA of Candoia aspera, 1521 nucleotides long. Its product is annotated as vomeronasal type-2 receptor 26-like. Gene Ontology annotation, cellular component: plasma membrane. The record is from RefSeq and is a predicted model, not a curated record. The transcript is spliced from 4 exons. Gene Ontology annotation, biological process: G protein-coupled receptor signaling pathway. Bases 1 to 1521 code for a protein of 506 amino acids. Lineage: Eukaryota; Metazoa; Chordata; Lepidosauria; Squamata; Candoiidae. Gene Ontology annotation, molecular function: G protein-coupled receptor activity.
AUGAUACAUUUUGCAAAGAAAUCAUUUGUCUGCUCAUACACCAAAGAUGCCUUUUCUGUGAAAGUCUGGAGACGGUGCAGAGAGAGGGAGAAGCUGGAGGCUGUGCCCCAACUGGUGGUCGAUCGCAUCCUGUCUCUGGACGGCUAUUUCAUUUACAGAGUAAUCUGGGCUGUGGCCCGGGCCUUAAAUGCAGCCUCUUUAUCCAGGUCUAGAAGGACAAGGAUGAGAGAUGGUGAGAACGUGAAGACCCCAAGGCUGAAGGCAUGGCAGCUUCAUCCCUUCCUUCAAAAUCCUCAGUUUUACAAUAAUUCCAUAGAAGGGGUCUUUUUGGAUGAGAAUGGGGACCUGGCAGCAGACAUGGACAUUGUGAACUGGCUGGUUGUCAGCCAUAGGUCCUUUGACAGAGUGAAGUUUGGGACUCUAGAAAGACAGGGGUCCCUGGAUUUCAAGUUGAGGAUCCACCGGAACGCGACUGCAGCGAUGGAAGAGCUGAACAAGCCCCUGCCUCCUUCCAGGUGUGUGGAAAGCUGUCAGCCUGGAUUCAUGAAGGUUGCUCAGGAAGGGAAGCCUAUCUGCUGCUACGAUUGUCUGCCUUGUCCAGAAGGAACCAUCUCCACCAUGGAAGAUUCAGAAAAAUGCAGCAAAUGUCCAGAAGAUCAACAUUCAAACACCAAUCGAGAUCACUGUAUCUCCAAGAUUAAAACCUUCCUAUCCUAUCAAGAACAGUUGGGGAUCAUCCUGGCUUCCAUUGCCUUGUUCUUGUCCAACACCACAGGAUUUGUCUUGGGAGUGUUCAUUAAAUUCCAGGAAACUCCAAUUGUCAAAGCCAACAAUCGGGAUCUCUCCUAUAUCCUCCUCGUCUCCCUCCUGCUUUCCUUCCUGACCUCCUUCCUCUUCAUUGGCCAGCCAAGGAGACCCACCUGCCUUCUCCGACAAACAGCCUUCAGCAUUGUUUUCUCACUCGCUGUCUCUUCUGUCUUGGCCAAAACGGUCACGGUGGUGUUAGCUUUCUUGGCUACAAAACCAGGGAAUAAAGUGCAGAGAUGGCUGGGGAAGAGCUUGGCUAACUCCAUCAUCCUUUCUUGCUCUGGUGUCCAAGUUGUCCUCUGCAGCAUCUGGUUGGGCACUUCUCCCCCAUUCCCUGACUCUGACCUGCACUCCCAGCCUGGAGAGAUCAUCCUGCAAUGCAACGAAGGCUCUGUCGCCAUGUUUUAUGGAGCUCGCUGCUACAUGGGUUUCCUGGCUGCUGUCUGCUUCACAGUGGCUUUCCUGGCCAGGAACCUCCCUGGGGCCUUCAACGAAGCCAAGCUGAUCACCUUCAGCAUGCUGGUCUUCUGCAGUGUCUGGGUCUCCUUUGUGCCCACCUACCUGAGCACUAAGGGCAAGAACAUGGUGGCUGUGCAGGUCUUCUCCAUCUUGGCCUCCAGUGCUGGCCUGCUUGGCUGCAUCUUCAUCCCCAAGUGCUUCAUCAUCCUGCUAAGGCCAGAUCUGAAUACAAAAGAACACUUGAUGUCAAAAUAA